CGGAAACCAAUCCACACAAACAACCACCUGAUAGCUAAGCUAAUUAAUUAAGCUAAGUACACUGACACACACACAAACACCUAGUAAUUAAUCAGAAGCUUGGGCAGCUUGGGUAGCAAGGCCAUGGCUGUGGCGGUGGAGAUCACACGGAGCGAGGUGCUCAGGCCGUCGGAGACGUUGGCGGCCGGCGGCGGCGGCAAGAGGAGCCAGCUCACCGUGUUCGACCGUGCAGCCAUGGACUGGUACAUCCCGGCCGUCUUCGCGUGGGACGGCGCCGCGGCGCCGUCCAACGACGAGGUUAAGGGCGGCCUCGCCGCCGUGCUGGCCCGGUACCCGCACCUCGCCGGGAGGUUCGACGUCGACGAGCGUGGCCGGAGGUGCUUCAACCUCAACAACGCCGGUGUGAGGGUCCUCGAGGCCACCGUCGCCGCCGACCUCGCCGACGCCCUCGCGCACGACGUCGCCGCUCACGUCAACGAGCUCUACCCCAAGGCCGACAUGGAGAACGCCGACGAGCCGGUGUUCCAGGUGCAGCUGACGCGGUACGCGUGCGGCGGGCUGGUGAUUGGCACGGCGUGCAACCACCAGGUCUCCGAUGGCCAGUCCAUGAGCUUCUUCUACGUCGCGUGGGCCGCCGCCGUGCGCAGCGCCGGCGCCACCCUCCCGACGCCGUUCGUCGACCGCGCGGCGAUCGCGGUUCCCCGCGGCCCGCCGGCGCCGGCGUUCGACCACCGGAACAUCGAGUUCAAGGGCGAGCACAGCUGGACCCACUCCUACGGCUCCCUCCCCCUGGAGCGGAUCAGGAACCUCGCCGUCCACUUCCCGGACGAGUUCGUCGCCGGCCUCAAGUCCCACGUCGGCGCCCGGUGCAGCACGUUCCAGUGCCUCCUGGCGCACGCGUGGAAGAAGAUCACGGCGGCGCGCGACCUCUCGCCGGAGGAGUACACGCAGGUGAGGGUCGCCGUCAACUGCCGCGGCCGCGCCAGCCCGGCGGUGCCCAUGGACUACUUCGGCAACAUGGUGCUCUGGGCGUUCCCGAGGAUGAGAGUCCGGGACCUCCUCUCCUCCAGCUACGCCGCCGUGGUCGGCGUCAUCCGCAACGCCGUGGCGCGCGUCGACGAGCAGUACAUCCAGUCGUUCGUCGACUUCGGGGAGGUGGCCGCCGGCGACGAGCUGACGCCGACGGCGGCGCCGCCGGGCACGGUGUUCUGCCCGGACCUGGAGGUGGACAGCUGGCUAGGGUUCAGGUUCCACGACCUCGACUUCGGCCGUGGCCCGCCGUGCGCGUUCCUGCCGCCGGACGUGCCCGUCGAGGGGUUGCUCAUCUUCGUGCCGUCGUGUGCGGCGAAGGGUGGCGUCGAGAUGUUCAUGGCGCUCGACGACGUUCAUGUCGAGGCUUUCAGGCAAAUCUGCUACUCCAUGGACUGAUCAAGCGAAUAUAUUUCACAAAAGUAUUGUAUCUAUAAUAUAUUGUUAUAGUUUGUUACAAGUACAAGAAUUGUGUGCAUAUUUGCAAGAUUAGCCAGUCAAUUACGACCUGUCAUAUACUCUCUCUGUUACUAAUUAUUAAUUCUUUUCUUAUUAUUUUUUCAAACAUAUUUAAAAAAGUUAACUGCGUUAAAUAUUUUAAAAGCGUAGAUAUCUGUACUGUUGAGUUGGUUGAUCUCCUCAUGGUCCCUUGUUGGCUCUACGAUUUUUCUUUUUCUUUUUAUUUUGUCAAAUUAAUAAAGCUUAGCUUUGUAUUUUUGGCUUUUCA
This is a messenger RNA of Oryza sativa Japonica Group (Japanese rice), 1756 nucleotides long. The record is from RefSeq and is a predicted model, not a curated record. Lineage: Eukaryota; Viridiplantae; Streptophyta; Magnoliopsida; Poales; Poaceae.